AUGGGCGUGGCGAGGGUCGCCGCCCAGUCCUCUGCACAGGACCGACCACACCGCCAUCCGCCGGCGCACCUCACUGGAGGCGCAGCUACCACGCGACUGCGAAUCAUGACGUACAACGUUGGCGGCAUGGCUUCGGACCUAUAUGACGUUUUGUCACAGUGGCUCCAGAGCCAAACACAGGCGGACGUGAUCUUCCUGCAGGAGCUCCACUGGGGAUGUGGGCGCACAGAGGGCAGCUGGAAAAUUGGAGGCUGGCAGGCAAUCAUCUCGGCAGAUCCAAGUGAUCGAUACAGUGGGGUCGGACGAGUUCUUCACGUACAGUGCAAACAGAGGGAGAAGACACUGGAUUUGGUCUCCGCUUACCAGUGGGUCUGGCAAGCUAACAAGCAGGCAGAGAUCGAGGCCAAGCGACAGCGAGUCUGGACGGCACUUGGCAACCUGCUGCAGCGCCUCCCUCAGAGGCAUCUUCUGAUCAUUGGAGCACAUCUCAACUCCAAUUGUUGCUCAAUCCCGGGCCUGGUUGGACGUGGGCUCCUCAGACAGGCGUGGCAACAUGCCGACCCGGAGCUUGCGGAACUCAUGAAGGGAAAUCGCUGGCGUGGAGUGGAAGAUCGCCUCACGAAGGAGGCGGGACACAUCGAUCUGGACCUGGCCCAUGAGAAUCUCCGGGCACCCAGACCAGUAGGCGUGCCGACCAAGGCGACUGAUGUCGAGAAGUUGGUGACGAUGGGAUGGCUGGCCCCUGGACCUCCAAUGGCGUGGCCUUUUCUCACAUGGGAUGCUGUCACUCAGCGAACCGUUGUUGACACGGCGAAGGAGCCGCUUUCGCAGGCUGAGGUGUUGGAGGACAUUGACAUCUUGCUUCGAGGAAGCGGUCAGGGGAACAAGCCUCAUCCCACUCGUCCUAUGGCUGAGGAGAUGAGAGGGGACAGCAUUGUCUUCUUAAUCCAAGUGAGUGCGGAAGGCGAGUCUGCGGCCAACAUGCGCGCCAGUCUCAAAGCCCUUUGCCAAAAUGCCUCCUUGCAGCUGGCCGCAUUCGCCUUCUUCAUCCGGGAUGCGUUCCACUUUUGGCUAGAUGCAAUAGUCUUCUGGCUGUGCAUCCUGAUGCAGGCGUCUGAUGUGCACGUGAAGUCGGCCUUGUGGACGGGCGCAAGGCUUGUGAUAGUGUGGUGGGCUGUGAUUCCAGAAGCCCUUCAUUGUGCAUUGCCAAUGACUUCAGAUGAGUGUGUUCCUGAUGGCGAGACGUCAACAGAUGGUAACUCGAUUGAUUGGGAGCUGAUAGCUGGCAUGGAUGCACCGGGGCCUCACUCAUAUGUUCUGGGUUGUGUGUACAUGGUUAGUGCGCUGCCCAUUACCUCGUACGAGGAGGACCUGAAGUAUGAGUAUGCCCAGCGCGAGACGUACUUGAUUCGGGGUGUUAGCGUAGAAGGGUUCAAUGUUCCGGACACUUGUCAUUGCGAGGCGAGUGCAUUUGGCAUGAUUUCCAGUGGUCAGGCGACUUGGGCGCAGCUUCUGCGCCUGAUUAACCUGCUUCCGGUUGACUCUCGGGAGCGUUGGACUCAGGAUCCCUCCGCCGAGUGUGCCCACCCUCCGAGGCGGUUCUCCAUAAGUGCGUUCAACUCUGGCAACAUGGCGGGCGUUCUGAAGCAUUCUCGCGAAUACCCGUGGGUUAGCAGGGCGCUUGCUGGGGUGGUUCGCACGUGGUGCCCGCAGAUGCGAUUCUCCUCGUGCACAUUGUCACUCAAUACAUCGGCGAUAGCAGAAACCUCCAAGGAUCGUGCAAUCUCUCGUUGCCAUGUUCAACCUUCGCUGGAGGACAAAUCUUUGUCGAGGACGAGGCGGGUUUUGACCCGGCUGUCGGACACUGGUCCAUGUGGGCACCUACUUUCAGCUCGGGAAGCUGUUCAGUUUGAGCCGCAUCGGAUUCAUGCCACAUUGCCUUGGUCUGGAACGAGGCUUCUCUUGCUGGCAUAUCACAUUGGUCAGCAUCGCAGUCUUAAGCCCGAAGCAGUGCAGUAUCUCCAGCAACAGGGUUUCAAUCUUGUGCAGCCGUCGUGA
Messenger RNA from Symbiodinium sp. CCMP2592, 2058 nucleotides. NCBI's taxonomy places the organism in Eukaryota, Dinophyceae, Suessiales, Symbiodiniaceae. The record is from the annotation of a GenBank genome assembly.